AUGUCCGAGCCCACCUAUGCCGCCUUCCACAACCAGCACCUCAAGCACUCCGUCCCCGUCCACCUCCUCCCUUGGUCCCCCGACAUCCGCAACGCGCCCGCCGUCCUCGGCGGCUCCGACCCGCUCCCCGUCGCCGGCGUGAACGACUACCCCCUCUCCCACUGCUCCGUCCGCGUCUUCACGCCCGAGGGCACCGCGCCCGCCGGCGGCUGGCCCGUCUUCAUCUUCUUCCACGGAGGCGGCUGGACGCUCGGCACGAUCGCGACCGAGAACGCGUUCUCGAGCAACAUGUGCAAGCGCGCCGAAUCCGUCGUCGUCUCCGUCGACUACCGCCUCGGCCCCGAGCGCCCGUACCCCGCCGCCGUCGAAGACACCGUCGAGGCCCUGCAGUGGGUGCACACCAAGGGCCCCGAGCUGCUCGGCAUCAACCCCGCGCUCAUCGCCGUCGGCGGCUCCUCCAGCGGCGCCAACCUCGCCGCGAUCGCGACCCAUCGCGCCCAGGCGCUCGCCAUCCCGCUCGCCUUCCAGCUCCUCGUCGUCCCCGUCACCGACAACACCGCCGCCGUCGGCGACGGGCGCUACCCGUCUUGGACUGAGAACGCCAAGACUGUCUCGCUCGUGCCGGAGAAGAUGGUCUGGUUCAAGAACAACUACUCUCCCAAUCCCGAGGACUGGACGCACCCGGACAACUCCCCAAUCUUCGCGACGGACGAGUCUUUCAAGGGUGCACCGCCGGCGUGGAUCGCCGUUUGUGAGCUCGACAUCCUGAGGGACGAGGGCAUCGCCUACGGAGAUAAGUUGAAGAAGGCUGGCGUGCCGGCGGAGGUCAAGGUGUACAAGGGGGCACCGCAUCCAAUCAUGGCAAUGGAUGGUGAGCUCAGUCAUAGUUGCCUUUGA
Messenger RNA from Epithele typhae, 897 nucleotides. Its product is annotated as lipase/ esterase. The coding region runs from base 1 to 897 and encodes 298 amino acids. Gene Ontology annotation, molecular function: hydrolase activity. The transcript has 4 exons. The record is from RefSeq and is a predicted model, not a curated record. NCBI's taxonomy places the organism in Eukaryota, Fungi, Basidiomycota, Agaricomycetes, Polyporales, Epitheliaceae.